Glycine soja is the source of this 392-nucleotide messenger RNA. Its product is annotated as phospholipid-transporting ATPase 2-like. The record is from RefSeq and is a predicted model, not a curated record. Lineage: Eukaryota; Viridiplantae; Streptophyta; Magnoliopsida; Fabales; Fabaceae. The coding region runs from base 84 to 392 and encodes 102 amino acids. The transcript is spliced from 2 exons.
AUAUGUGUGUGUUCACAACUUGCUUUAAAUUUUAUUGUUUGAUUAGUGUUAUGCAUCCUUCGUUGGAAGGUUUUUAAUUUGUUAUGGAAAUACUGGAGAGCCUUUAUUCUUACAAUUCCCUCCGUCCAAAAGUAAUAGAACCAAAGGGACAGCUUCUAUCAAUUGAUGGCAAAACAGAGGCGGAGGUUUGUAGGAGUUUAGAGAGAGUGCUCCGUACUAUGCGGAUAACUACCUUAGAACCCAAGGAUGUGGCUUUUGUUGUUGAUGGCUGGGCACUUGAGAUUGCACUUACCCACUAUCGUAAAGCUUUCACUGAGCUGGCAGUUUUGUCAAGGACUGCUAUAUGUUGUCGUGUGAUGUAUAUUUUUUACCAUUUUAUCUGCAUACAGUGA